AGAUUGCACAGUGUGUGAAUGCUGUAGGAGAAGGAGAACAGAGAACAGGGACAGAAGUGAAAAGGAGGUACCUUGACUGGCGAGCACUUAUGAAGAGAAAGAGGAUGAAGGCGAACAUUAAGCUAGUUGGUUCGGGGUUUCCCCUUCCCACAUCUGAUUUAGAUGACUCUCUCACUGAAGAGAUAGAUGAAAAGAUUGGAUUCCGAAAUGAUACAAAUUUUGAUUGGCAAAAUGUGACAGAUUUCAGGGAUGCAGGUGGAUCCUUAACUGAAGUCAAAGUGGAAGAGGAAGAAAGAGAUCCCCAGAGUCCUGAAUUUGAGAUUGAAGAGGAAGAAGAAAUGUUGUCAUCAGUCAUACCAGAUUCCAGGAGGGAAAGUGAGCUUCCUGAUUUCCCCCACAUUGAUGAGUUUUUUACUCUGAAUUCAACACCAUCUAGGUCUGCAUAUGAUGAGCCCCAUUUGCUUGUAAACAUAGAGAAACAGAAACUAGAAUUGGAAAAACGACGGCUCGAUAUUGAGGCUGAAAGACUGCAGGUAGAGAAGGAACGCCUACAGAUUGAGAAAGAGAGGCUGCGACAGUUAGACAUGGAGCAUGAGCGGCUUCAGCUGGAGAAGGAGCGGCUGCAGAUUGAAAGAGAGAAGUUGAGGUUACAGAUAGUCACCUCAGAGAAACCAUCUUUGGAAAAUGAACUUGGUCAAGGAGAAAAGUCCAUAUAUCAACCACAGGAUAUAGAAACAGAGAAGUUAAAACUUGAGAGAGAACGCUUGCAACUGGAAAAAGAUAGGCUGCAGUUUUUAAAAUUUGAAUCAGAGAAGCUGCAGAUUGAAAAGGAGCGCUUACAAGUAGAGAAAGAGAGACUACGAAUGCAGAAGGAAGGACACUUGCAGUGAUUUAUCUAGGUCUCCAUUUAUCAAUCGUUUGUAAACCAUAGGCUUAGAUAAUAUAAAAAUGGUUGCA
Mesoplodon densirostris (Blainville's beaked whale) is the source of this 957-nucleotide messenger RNA. Its product is annotated as myb/SANT-like DNA-binding domain-containing protein 4. The transcript has a single exon. Bases 90 to 890 code for a protein of 266 amino acids. The record is from RefSeq and is a predicted model, not a curated record. NCBI's taxonomy places the organism in Eukaryota, Metazoa, Chordata, Mammalia, Artiodactyla, Ziphiidae.